This is a messenger RNA of Closterium sp. Naga37s-1, 1923 nucleotides long. Lineage: Eukaryota; Viridiplantae; Streptophyta; Zygnematophyceae; Desmidiales; Closteriaceae. The record is from the annotation of a GenBank genome assembly.
AUGGCGACGGCUGGCAUGCGCGUGCUCGUGCUGGCAGCGCUGGCAGUGGGGCUGCUGGCGGCGGCAGUGAGUGGAGCGUGGGACGCCAUGAAGGUAGCCAGGGGCCUGGUCCCAGAGGAGGGUCCCGCGGCUGGCGGGGUGGGCGCGGGGCAGCAGAGGAAGGGCGCGCGCAUUCUGGCGGCUGAGACCUUCGCUCACCACGCCCCUCUGCCCGACUACCUCGACCACAUCCCCCGCCGCCAGGCCCUCGCCACCAGUACGCAACGCUGCUCCCUCCUCUCCCUCUCUUUCCUGCUUUGGUUCCUUAGCUCUGUUGUUCCUUUCCUCUCACAGCCCGUUCCUGCUCUCCUGGCCUCUCAUUUCUCUGCUUUCCUGGCCUCUCAUUUCUCUGCUCUCCUUGCCUCUCAUUUCUCUGCUCCCUUUGCCUCUCAUUUCUCUGCUCCCCUUACCCCUCAUUUCUCUGCUCCCCUUACCCCUCAUUUCUCUGCUCCCCUUGCCUCCCACUUCUCUGCUCCCCUUGCCUCUCAUUUCUCUGCUCCCUUUGCCUCUCAUUUCUCUGCUCCCCUUACUCCUCAUUUCUCUGCUCCCCUUACCCCUCAUUUCUCUGCUCCCCUUGCCUCUCACUUCUCUGCUCCCCUUGCCUCUCAUUUCUCUGCUCCCCUUGCCUCAUUUCUCUGCUCCCCUUGCCUCAUUUCUCUGCUCCCUUUGCCUCUCAUUUCUCUGCUCCCCUUGCCUCUCAUUUCUCUGCUCCCCUUGCCUCUCAUUUCUCUGCUCCCCUUGCCUCUCACUUCUCUGCUCCCCUUGCCUCUCAUUUCUCUGCUCCCCUUGCCUCUCAUUUCUCUGCUCCCCUUGCCUCAUUUCUUUGCUCCCCUUGCCUCAUUUCUUUGCUCCCCUUGCCUCUCAUUUCUCUGCUCCCCUUGCCUCAUUUCUUUGCUCCCCUUGCCUCAUUUCUCUGCUCCCCUUGCCUCAUUUCUCUGCUCCCCUUGCCUCAUUUAUUUGCUCCCCUUGCCUCAUUUCUCUGCUCCCCUUGCCUCUCAUUUCUCUGCUCCCCUUGCCUCUCAUUUCUCUGCUCCCCUUGCCUCUCAUUUCUCUGCUCCCCUUGCCUCUCAUUUCUCUGCUCCCCUUGCCUCUCAUUUCUCUGCUCCCCUUGCCUCUCAUUUCUCUGCUCCCCUUGCCUCAUUUCUUUGCUCCCCUUGCCUCAUUUCUCUGCUCCCCUUGCCUCAUUUCUCUGCUCCCCUUGCCUCUCAUUUCUCUGCUCCCCUUGCCUCUCAUUUCUCUGCUCCCCUUGCCUCAUUUCUUUGCUCCCCUUGCCUCAUUUCUCUGCUCACCUUGCCUCUCAUUCCGCUGCUCCCCUUGGCUCGCAAUUCUCUGCCCCCCUACCCCGUUUCUCUCCUGAAAUACACCAUGGCGAUGCAUAAUGACAACUCUAUUCUGUUCCUUUCCCCCUCCCCUUCCCCCCACCCCCCCAAACCCUACCUGCUCUCCAGCAUGCGGGCGCACAACACAUGCGGGCGCACAACAGUGACGAUCCGCUCGCAGUACCUGGGGCCGUACGACCUGCACAACGACAUCUACAACAUGACCUUCUACAACGGCUGUGCCUACAACGUCACCAGCCCGCUGCGCGUGUGGCAGUGCUUCAACUUCUACAACAUAUGGGAGGGCGUCCUCGCCAACCCCGCGCCCAACCCCACGCAGUACCAGAUAGGCGACAUUUUCGUGCAGACCACGCCGGGGUACUGUGAGAUGCGCAUGAACCGCGGUGCUAGCGGCAAACUGCAGAUGCUCCCCGGGGAGACGGUGAACAUUGUGUAUGCGCAUUUGUGGGACUUCCGGCCCUGCGUGCAGGAGCUGCGCUUCGGCAACGGCAACAGCUAUUCCAUGACCAACGCCACCGAGUGCCAGCUCGCCAAGGUCAUUUAG